AUGUGUCCUCCCCUCGCCUCCCUAGCGCCGCGGCCCGGCAGGCCCAUCGCGGGCCCGCUCGGCCCGACCGUGCCGCCGCCGCGCGCCCGAGGCCCCGUGCCCCGUUCCUCGUCCCGAGCCAGGGAGGAGAGGAGCUCCUCCCGUUCGCCCCGCCGCCUCGAGGCACCCCAGCGAGCCUCGCCGUCGCCAGCGCGCCUUCCCUCCGCCGCCGCGCCCGCAGCGCCCCGCCUCGCCGGCGAUGCCCUUCGCCUCCCCGCUCCUCCGCCGGACCGCUCGUCCUCGCGCCGCCUCCCGUCGCCGUCCGCCCCGCCGACGACCUCGCCCCGCGGCCAUGCCCGACCAACCGCUGCCUCCUCGUCGCCGUUAGGCCUCGCUCCGGCAAGAUUCGGCACAGCGCCGCCCCGUUCUGGCCUCCUCCGCCGCUGGCCGGAGCCGGAGUUCUGCCGCGCCGGCGCCCCUGCCUCGUCCCGCUCGCCGUUGACCGUCCAGCCGCGUCCCCGCGCCGGCCUGACCCCGUGGGCCCCGCGGCCCAGCCCAGCGUCGGGCGCUGCCCCGGCCUGCCUCCUCAACCCCCUGAUGGCCCAGCCCAGCACCGACAAGCCCAAGGGCCCUAGGUGA
Molecule: messenger RNA, 618 nt
Organism: Aegilops tauschii subsp. strangulata
Lineage: Eukaryota; Viridiplantae; Streptophyta; Magnoliopsida; Poales; Poaceae
Source: RefSeq, a predicted model, not a curated record